CACUUGCUUUGCCUCUUUCAUGCAUCCUCAUCGCACCAGAUCUGUCGACCAUCUUCUCUCGCUUCUUCUUUCGUGCUCCAACAAUCUAGAAACAGAUCAAAGGCCGAACAGGUAUCGUAUCUUCUAGUCUUCGCGGAUACCGGCGUUUUCGAGUUCUUUGAACUGCAGCGACGGCGGUUGUCCACCUCCGGCAGAUGAUGUUAUGGAGACCGAAAUGAUGCAUGGUAGUGUAUUGGCUCUUUCAGAUAUGACAGUUCUGCCUAUUAGUUCAGUUUUAAAUGCUAUGAAGGUGAUAAAAGAUGGAGUAGCAGAGCAGAUUGAUCCUCUAAUCAUCACUCAAGCUUCAUUACUUAAUGAGCUGCCUGUAGGUUCAUUAUCUGUGGAUACCAUGAUAUUCAUCUGUCAGUCACUUGAGUUCCCCAGCGAUCAGUUGUUUAGAGAAAUCUGGAAAGUGUUGAAGCCUGAUGGAAUGGUCUUUCUUCACCACAUUUUCAAAUCUGAAACUGAGGACAAGAUAACAUCAAUUCUAGAGCGCAAGUUACUCCUGGCUGGGUUCUUAGAUGUAAAGGUUUUUUCAAUUAAAUCAGUUAUACAUUCUGAAGGAGUAGAGUCUCUUGGGGUUAAAGGCAGGAAGCCUUCUUGGAGGAUUGGUUCAUCUUUUGCUCUGAAGAGGAAGCCCACAAAAAGUUUGCCAAAAGUCCAGAUUGAUGAUGAUAUGGAUCUAAUUGAUGAGGAUAGCCUAUUGACUGAAGAAGAUUUGAAGAAACCUGAGUUGCCACCUUUUGGUGAUUGUGAAGUUGGAAGUGCAAGGAAAGCGUGCAAAAAUUGCACUUGUGGAAGAGCUGAGGUGGAGGAGAAAGUGAAGCUAGGGCUGACAAUGGACCAGCUGAACAAUCCUCAAUCAGCUUGUGGCAGUUGUGGCUUAGGCGAUGCUUUCCGCUGCGGCACAUGUCCUUACCGCGGUCUCCCUCCAUUCCAACUCGGCGAGAAGGUUGCUCUAUCUGGAAACUUUCUUGCGGCUGACAUUUGAGAGGUCGAAAGCCCGGGUUGUGCCUGCUGUGUAUCAUCGGUUGCUGGACGUAUCCUGCUUGGUUUUUGAACAUGAGGAUGCCUAACCUACUCAUUGUUUGAUGUGUCGGUCUCUGAAAAGGGCGUCUAGAUCACGAGACUCCUCCCGCUUUGGUAUGCAAAAAAUAAGAAAUAAGGCGAUUGGCUUAGUUUGGUGCACACUGGCAGUACGAUUAAACGUCUGGAAGGAAAACUGCGCUGGACUGCAAGUAAGAGGAGAGGAUGUUGAUUUACAAGUAUGUUGCUUAGAAUGUUAAAACGAGUGCUUGUGUUGUCUAUUUUAACUUUUUUUGUUUUUUGUCUGGUAAGUACUUUUGAAAUAAGAGAGAAUACCUUCUUACUGUUUUAUCAAAUUGGAGCAUUUUAAUAUCCAAAAUUGUUCAAUAAAACACUAUUUUGUUGCACAA
Diospyros lotus (date-plum) is the source of this 1475-nucleotide messenger RNA. RefSeq names its product anamorsin homolog. Gene Ontology annotation, molecular function: iron-sulfur cluster binding. Gene Ontology annotation, biological process: iron-sulfur cluster assembly. Bases 203 to 1030 code for a protein of 275 amino acids. Gene Ontology annotation, cellular component: cytoplasm. The transcript has 8 exons. The record is from RefSeq and is a predicted model, not a curated record. NCBI's taxonomy places the organism in Eukaryota, Viridiplantae, Streptophyta, Magnoliopsida, Ericales, Ebenaceae.